UGUGAUCAAAAAACGGCUGUUGGGGACAAAGUACGCAUUCACUACGUAGGCAAACUGGAAGAUGGCAAAGUAUUCGAUUCCAGCUUACAAGAUGGUCGUGAACCAUUUGAAUUUACACUCGGAAAAGGAAUGGUAAUAAAAGGAUGGGAGAAAGGCCUCUUAGACAUGUGUGUCGAUGAGAAACGUCAGUUAACAAUUCCGCCUCAUCUUGCAUACGGAGAACGCGGAUAUCCACCGGUUAUUCCAGGGAACGCUGUUUUAAUAUUCGAAACUCAGUUAAUCGGUAUC
Messenger RNA from Trichoplax adhaerens, 288 nucleotides. RefSeq lists its product as uncharacterized. Gene Ontology annotation, biological process: protein peptidyl-prolyl isomerization. NCBI's taxonomy places the organism in Eukaryota, Metazoa, Placozoa, Uniplacotomia, Trichoplacea, Trichoplacidae. The transcript is spliced from 4 exons. Gene Ontology annotation, molecular function: peptidyl-prolyl cis-trans isomerase activity. The annotation marks the transcript as partial. The record is from RefSeq and is a predicted model, not a curated record.